AAUCCCAGUCGAACCCCAUAGGCUGGUCUGCUGCCAUAAUCCUUUGUCGAUAUUCGUGGUUUUACCUUUUGGCAUAUCUAAGCCUUAGCCUAUGUUAUAUUAUCUUUGUGCAAUUUAAUCAGUCGAUGGUGUUUUGCUGUACACGUUUGGUGUAUGUAUCCGUCUCAAAACGUCAAAUGUGAUCCCAGUAGCCUAAUUUGCUUGUUUGUAUACAGUAGCCUACAUAUUUUUCUGCUUUACCAAAACCUCGUAGCCCGGCAUUCACUAUGCCUACUAGGCUGGUUCAGAAUGACUUAGGUAGCUGAAUUUGCUUGUCUGACCUUCUUAAAAAUCCCACGUGUAAAAUAGUCUUAAUUUAUGCAUUAGUCUGUAAUUUCUACUUCCUUAAAUAUGUGAAAAACAAUUCGCUAACACGUGUAGGUUCCUUUGUGAUUGCGCAAAAAAGGACCACUACUGACACCCGGUGGUGUUGACCAUAACUGCUGCUGUGAAACAAAGAGCUUACACAAAUGGGCUAAAAUAUUUCCCAAUAUUCACCUCCCUAUCAUUCCCUUACCCCCUCCCCUGCCUCCAUAGCCACCCCUCCCCCAGAUCCUUUCAGCUCUAACUCGCUGUAUACACAACACAUUUCUCCCACAUGACAGUUUCAAUGACUAUUUGGUAAACAUAGCUGGCCAGAAAGAGAAGCAAAGAGACAUGGAUCAUGUAAGCAGUAAUAGGAGAAAAACCAUGGUUCGACUACACAAGGCUGAGGUGAUGAUUGCUGGAGAGCAACUCAGGUUGAGGCUCCACGAUUGCAAGCUCGUUAAGGAACGGCGAUACCAUUUGCGCACGUACCCCAACUGCUUUGUGGCCCAAGAGCUCACAGACUGGCUUGUGGUUCACAAGGAGGCACCGGAUCGUGCCACAGCAAUCUGUCUCAUGCAGCAUCUUAUGGACCAUGACAUUGUUCACCAUGUGUGUGACAAGCGACCUGUGUUCAAGGAUGCAAAACUUCUCUACCGUUUCCGCAAAGAUGACGGCACCUUUCCCUUCAAUAAAGAAGUGAAGGUCUUUAUGCUGGGACAAAGAUUGUAUGAACACCUUAUUGUAGCUAAGGACUCGGUCUUGCAGCAGAGAGAGAAGCACGGUGUUAUAUAUCAGCGCUGCUUUCCUGGCUGCCAUCUGAUUGACUGGCUCCUUCAGAAUGCUGAAGUGGAAAGCCGGAAACAAGGAGUGGAACUGUGCCGAGCUUUGCAAGAACAUGGCAUAUUCCAACAUGUGUUAAAGAAACACAACUUUUUCGACAGUGGAUUACUCUAUCAGUUCAGCAUCAACUUCCGCAGGCGCCGGCGCCUGUCGGAACUGUUACAUGACAAUGAGCAAGACAAUGAAGAAGGGCCUUCUGUGCCCACAUUAGAGGACGUUCAGCCCGACAGUCCGUUUGUCCUGCAUAAAACACCCCAAGAAGACUACACCGGUUUCAAUUCUGGUAAUGAUGGGAAACAGGUUAUUUCUGGGCCCCGAGGGAGCUUGAGUGGGCUUCAGUUUCUUGCCUCUGGAUUUUGUCCCUUUGUCAAUCUCUCCACGACCCCACCAGGGAGAUAUAAUCCACAAUCAGUGCUGAGAAGAAACUUGACCUGUGAAGAGUUAUUGUCACCUGGCGCACCAUUCAGUAAAAGAGUGUUAACGGUGAUUGGGGAUGCAUUGGGCUGGGGCUUUGUUGUCAGAGGCAUGGCCCCCUGUUAUGUCCAGGCUGUCGACCCUGGGAGUCCAGCAGCAGCAGGUGGAGUUAAGAUUCGACAGUUUAUCUGUCAGGUGAAUGGAGAGUGUGUACUCAACCUGGAUUAUCGGACGGUAUCUCGGCUAGUGAUGACAGGACCACGUACUGUUGUGUUGGAAGUUAUGGAGCCCCUGGAGUGAAAACAUCUGCAAUAAAUAUUCAAUGUUUUUAUCUACCAUUUAGAUAGCUGGACGCAAACCCUUAAUUGUACUACUCUUCAACGUGAGCAAAAGGCCUAUGUUACUGUUUCAAUUCAAAACGCAAUCAAUCAUAUUUAGACACUUUUAUGUAUUUGUAUUCAAUGGCGUACUUCAAAUGUAUGAAUACAAUUAAUUAUUUGAUUGAUUAAAUGCAUGGUCAUUUACUGUCUGGCAUGAAAUGUUAUAUUAUUUUCAAGAUACACAAUAAAUCCGUCUGGUUGCAACUUCUCCACCACCUCCUGGCUCCAUCCUAUGACUUCCGUCUUUUUGACGGCGCCAUUUUGGAUUGAGUGUUAUCUUGGCUGAAAUAGAUACGGUUAGGCUAGCGGCUCUGCUCGCUCACCACUACGGCCAAGUCAGCAAAACAAUUCAAAGAGCGCCGAUGAGUUUCUUCUGAUUCACACUUUACGGCUAAUCGAAUAUCCAGUAUGUCGUUCUAAUGAAUGGUGCACUACUCUGUCCUUCUUUCGACCCUAUAGCUUGCUAGAAACAGUAACGUACAACAAAUGGGAUCGCUAGCUGGUUAGCUUGCACACUAGCAGAGCAUCACACAGCACCGGCUCCGAGUGCGAUCAUCAUCAUUAUUCACCUGAGUCCGUCCAGCCUGGCCCAGCUCAAAACUCUGUUGGACCAGUUCAUACGCUAG
Messenger RNA from Gadus morhua (Atlantic cod), 2608 nucleotides. RefSeq names its product DEP domain-containing mTOR-interacting protein. Gene Ontology annotation, molecular function: guanyl-nucleotide exchange factor activity; GTPase activator activity; protein binding. Bases 697 to 1902 code for a protein of 401 amino acids. Gene Ontology annotation, cellular component: plasma membrane. The record is from RefSeq and is a predicted model, not a curated record. Gene Ontology annotation, biological process: intracellular signal transduction; regulation of signaling; positive regulation of GTPase activity. The transcript is spliced from 9 exons. Lineage: Eukaryota; Metazoa; Chordata; Actinopteri; Gadiformes; Gadidae.